GCACUCCAGAGGAGCCCGGAAGCCUCUGAGCAGGCGGCACGGUUCUCCGCGCCCCGAGAGGCUCUUGUUGCCAUGGUGAUGACUCGCGCGCGCGGGGGCCCCGUGUCUUCCGUUUCCACGGGCUGGAGGAGGGUCCAGACCACGCCCCCGACGUCGGGAUUCGAGAGCCCGGAGCCAGUCCCGCGAUGCCCACGUUGCUGCGGUGAUUCGCUGGGGCCCCGCACGUCGGAACCGGCCUUUGCAGCUUUGGACACUGGAAGAAUGAGGUCCUCUUGGACCCCUUUGGGGCCCCCAGUGAGCCAGGACCGCAUCAUCACCAGCUUCCCGAAGUGCUACACGCCUGAGGCCUGCCUGCAGCUCAAGGAGCACUUCCACAGCCAGGUUGACACAGCCUGCCAGCACAGGAACACGGGCACUGCUGGGCUCAAGCUCUCCAAGGUGGUGGUGGUUGGUGAUCUCUAUGUGGGGAAGACGAGCCUCAUUCACAGGUUGUGCAAGAACAUUUUCGACCGUGAUUACAAGGCCACGAUUGGGGUAGACUUUGAAAUUGAGCGCUUUGAGAUUGCGGGGAUCCCCUACAGCCUCCAGAUCUGGGACACGGCCGGGCAGGAGAAGUUCAAAUGCAUUGCCUCUGCCUACUACCGCGGUGCUCAGGUGAUCAUCACAGCCUUCGACCUCACUGACGUGCAGACACUGGGGCACACCAGGCAAUGGCUGGAGGAUGCGCUGAGGGAGAACGAGGCUGGCUCUUGCUUCAUCUUCCUCGUGGGAACCAAGAAGGAUCUCCUGUCAGGGGCAGCGUGUAAGCAGGCAGAAGCAGAGGCUGUGCACCUGGCCAAUGAGAUGCAGGCAGAGUACUGGUCUGUGUCCGCCAAGACGGGAGAGAACGUGAAGGCAUUGUUCAGCCGCGUCGCCGCGCUAGCAUUUGAGCGGUCUGUACUUGAGGACCUGGAGAAGAGGCCCAGGACCCAGUCCCAGGUCGGAGAUGGCGAUGGAGACCUAAUCCGAAUAGAGGUACCCAAGACCCAGGAGAACAAGAGGCCACCUAGCCUGGGCUGCUGUUAGCCGAGGCCAGCAUCAGAGCUGUCCACCCCGUGCAUACACGGAGGGUGACAUGGAGUCCAAGCUCCACAGUGGAGAAGCCUGUGUCUCCAGAGUGCGGCCACUUCUCCCAAGCAGGUCAGCAGCCACUGACUGCUGGAGCCCCGCACUGCUCAGCUGGCUGGGGUCACCAGGGCGAGCCUUCCCUACAGGGUCUUCAGACAGUCGCUGUGUUCUCAGGAGGCUUCAAGACUGCAAACUCAGGACACUUCAGGGCUAGCCCACUUCCCUUACCCAGUCGUACCCAGAGUCAGUCCUGGACCCCUUUCCUGCCAAUCCUCACUGAGGCCUCUGAACCCUCGUCUCCAUGUCCCAAGCAUUGACUUGUCAGAAUAGCUGAGCAGAACCGACCUGCCAUCCCAUCUCUUCCUUGAGUCCUAGGCCUUGCCGCCUCAGACCUAGCUAUCCACCGUCCUUCUACCACAGAAUCUUGGGACUCUUGAUCCCCAUUGUUAAGCACGAUGGACACAGUUGAGGUGGCCCCUCUGGCAGAGUCCUGCCUCCAUCCCUGAGGUUUCCCAUGCUCCUGCCCUGCAUGUCAGUGGGUAAGAUGAUGAAUCGUGACUACGCCGAGAGAUGACAAUUGCACGGCUUCCCUCUGGCAACUCAUUCCAUGUCCCUGAGCCUGAGGCUGCCCUGUGCUGUCACCCAGGCCCUUCCCUGCUGACCUACCAUGUGUCUCUCCAGUGGGCCCGUGUGUCUCUUGGACUUUGGCAUUGGCCCACGGAUCUCUGGAGGACUUAGGACAUCCAGAAUCUAGCAUCCCUAACCCCCUCUUACACAUCAGCAGGAACACUGCUCCCUACUUGGGUCCAGAGCCUGCCCUGACCCCCUCACCCACUCUGUAGUCCUACAGCUCCCUGUCUAGGCCCACGCAACCCUUUCUUACUCCUGCCAUAGAGGGUGGGUACACACAGCAUUGCUGGCUGAUGCUUUUCCCCCAAGGCCUGUCUCACAUAGCCCAUGCUGUUUUCCAACUCUGUAGCUGAGGCUUACCUUAGAUUUUAUUGGCCCUCCAUCUCCCAAGUGCUGGGAUUACAGGCAUGGACCCCCAUAACCCCCAGCAACACCUGCUUGUCAAGGAUGGUAGGCAUUUGCAGGCGGCCAUGUUGGUCGGUGCCCGUUUCUAAGUGCCUGGCAUGCCACACAUUUCCAUGACUGUUCAUUAACUCGGCAAACACCCGAGAACACUGGCAAAUUUUCCUGUCCAGCACCAACAUUCCUUAGCUUUAUUUUAGUGUGCUCUCUCUCUCUCUCCGUCCUCCCUCCCCCUCUCUCUGAAACAGGGGGUCUCUGUUUACACCAGGCUGGCCUUGAGCUUGCAGCAGCCUCCCAGCUUCUGCCUCCCCCAAGUGCUGGGAGGAGGCAUAAAGCUCCUAUCUGGGCUCAAGGUCUUUUAUUCUAAAAACUAUCUAAAAAACGUCUCUUUGAAGGAAUUAAAUGUUUGGUAUUAAACAAGGUGGUAGAGCAUAUAAACAAAAAUA
Molecule: messenger RNA, 2585 nt
Organism: Meriones unguiculatus (Mongolian gerbil)
Lineage: Eukaryota; Metazoa; Chordata; Mammalia; Rodentia; Muridae
Gene: Rab36
Product: RAB36, member RAS oncogene family
Exons: 11
Coding region: 73-1065 (330 amino acids)
Molecular function (GO): GTPase activity; GTP binding
Source: RefSeq, a predicted model, not a curated record